Pseudophryne corroboree (corroboree frog) is the source of this 2484-nucleotide messenger RNA. It is a transcript of the gene TARDBP, whose product is annotated as TAR DNA binding protein. Gene Ontology annotation, cellular component: nucleoplasm; chromatin. Lineage: Eukaryota; Metazoa; Chordata; Amphibia; Anura; Myobatrachidae. The record is from RefSeq and is a predicted model, not a curated record. Gene Ontology annotation, molecular function: RNA binding. Gene Ontology annotation, biological process: regulation of gene expression. Bases 119 to 1468 code for a protein of 449 amino acids. The transcript is spliced from 7 exons.
GGUAGCGUCCAGCCGUUGAUGUGCAGCUCACCAGGAGACGCCGGCGCCAUUUUGCUGCGGACCCCGCGAGGUGUGGAGUUGGAUUCUCGCUAGAUAGAUCCUGGAGCAGUUUGCAGCCAUGGAGAUGGAGUAUAUUCGUGUGGCGGAGGAUGAGAAUGAGGAGCCGAUGGAAAUACCGUCAGAGGAUGAUGGUACUGUCCUCCUGUCCACUGUGACUGCUCAGUUCCCGGGUGCGUGUGGCCUCAGAUACAGGAAUCCAGUGAAUCAGUGUAUGCGUGGAGUCAGACUGGUAGAAGGAAUUCUCCACGCACCGGAGACUGGAUGGGGAAAUCUUGUUUAUGUUGUGAACUACCCAAAAGAUAACAAAAGGAAAAUGGAUGAAACUGAUGCUUCUUCUGCUGUUAAAAUAAAGCGUGCUGUAACAAAAACGUCUGAUCUCAUUGUGCUUGGGCUUCCUUGGAAAACAACUGAGCAGGAUCUGAAGGAAUAUUUCAGCACAUUUGGCGAAGUCAUCAUGGUCCAGGUUAAGAAAGAUGCAAAGACUGGACAUUCAAAAGGCUUUGGAUUUGUGCGCUUCACAGAAUAUGAAACACAAGUGAAAGUGAUGUCCCAGCGCCACAUGAUAGAUGGGAGGUGGUGUGACUGUAAACUGCCCAAUUCCAAGUAUUACUGGACUGCAGAGCCGCAGCUAUUUUUAGCGUCGCAGUCGUCCCGUGAUGUAAUGAUGCCGCGACACUACUUUAGAGAGGAAUCUCAUUCUCCAGUGGAGCAAAGCCCAGAUGAACCAAUGCGUAGCCGCAAAGUGUUUGUUGGCCGUUGCACAGAGGAUAUGACCAUCGAGGAGCUGCGCCAGUUCUUCACGCAGUACGGAGAGGUCGUUGAUGUUUUUAUCCCAAAGCCAUUCCGAGCAUUUGCCUUUGUGACAUUUGCUGAUGACCAGGUGGCACAAUCAUUAUGUGGAGAAGAUCUCAUCAUCAAAGGAGUCAGUGUCCAUGUAUCUACAGCAGAACCCAAACAGAGUAGUAACAGGAUCCCCUUAGAGAGAGGUGGCAGGUUCCCGGGAGCAAACUUUGGUGGUCAGGGGUAUCCCAGCCACAGGCCAAACAGCGGUGGACUAGGCAAUAACCAGCCUAGUAACAUGGGGGGCGGUGGAGGGGGUGGAGGUAUGAACUUUGGUGCCUUUAGCAUUAACCCAGCAAUGAUGGCUGCUGCACAGGCAGCUCUACAGAGUAGCUGGGGCAUGAUGGGUAUGCUUGCUAGCCAGCAGAACCAGGGUGGGCCACAAGCUAGCAGCCAUGGCCAAGGAAAUCCGCCCAGGGAUCAGUCGGGUUUUGGUUCAGCUAGCAACUCCUAUGGCUCUAACUCGGGUGCUAUAGGCUGGGGUUCUCCUAAUGCUGGCUCUGGUACUGGGUUUAAUGGUGGCUUCAGCUCAAGCAUGGAAUCCAAGUCCUCUGGUUGGGGCAUGUAGUUUUCUAGGUUUAUUGUGUUGGGUGAAUGGGUAAAUAUUUCCUAAUUUUAUGGUAAGUACAUUGUAAAAUACAUUUACUUAAACUCUCCCAAAGGUUUUCUUCAAGCCUUCAGGUUAUUCAGCUGUAUAUCCUCCAUGAAGGAGCAUGGGUGAAGGCAUGCGUUGUCUAUGAAAUGAAACCACUUGCCAUCAGAUUUCAUUACCCAAUGAUUAAUUACAACUUUUUGUUUUUCUUGAUGUAAAAGAAUCGGAUCUUGUGUAGCACAGUCUUCCUUGUUGUGUCUACUGCUUCAGCAACUGAUCUCUGCUGCUCACCUUUGUCUCUGGGACCUGGCACAGUUCUGUAAAUAUCCUGUCCUGGAUCACUCCUACAAAUAUUUCCUAUCGAGAAAUCUGCUGCUGCACAGUGAAGCUUAAGACGGUGGGUGAUCCAUUUUUAUCCACUUUAUUUGGUGGAAACGUAGCGGCGCGUUGAACGCACGGCUGUGAGGUGGAACCAGAAGGCUGUUUGAACUGUGGGAUUGAUGGUACCAAGGAAUGAGAGGCUUGGGUAUGAGCGAGAAGCCGAGCGCGUGGAGAGACCUGGUGGUGCAUUAUGGGAAUAUUGAAGUUGGCAAUGUGUCUCAAUCCAGUGGCCUUGGUGAGCGUGUGCAGAGAGCAGUGGGAGCAAGUAACGUACGAGUGUUUCUUGCAUUCAAAGGACUUGUUCAUUUGGAAGACUGGGUCUUUUUCUGCCUAUGAGACAACUGUUUGAAAUUGGUUUGUGUAAACAUGUUUCCCUUUCCUUACAAUGUCUAUUGCUGUGAAUGCUGUAUGAGGUGUCCUGACCAUGUGAUGCUGGAGGGUGGGUGGUCGCUCUGGAGUGGAAUGACAUGCUCCUGUCCUAGAGUGUGGGGACGCUUUUGAGUUGUACGUAAUAACAAGAAUGCUGUUUGCUGCAGUCAUGUGUUCUGUGUUUGGAUGCUUUUUACAAGACCUGUCAAUGUAGGAUUCUUAAAUAAAACCAUUUAAAUAAA